AAGAGUUUCAGCAGGACACCGACUUCCGGUUAGCUGGAGAAUUCAAAUGUUUGUUUAGUUGGAGGUGAAAGUCGUUCCUCAGAGUGAUUAGACAUGUCCACACUGUUCCCCUCUCUGUUCCCGAGGAUGACCGAGUCCCUGUGGUUUAAUCUGGACCGGCCGUGUGUGGACGAAGCAGAACUUCAGCAGCAGGAGCAGCAGCACCAGACCUGGUUACAGAACAUCGCAGAGAAGGACAGUAACCUGAUGCCCAUCGGUCGGCCGGUGUUCGAGACAUUUGAUGAGGAGGAAGAGGAGGACGACGAAGAUGAGGAAGACAGUGAGGAGGACUCGGAGGAGGACGAGGACAUGCAGGACAUGGACGACAUGAACAUUUAUAAUGAGUUUCCUGACGAUGGAGAGAUAAAUGAGGUGGACAUGGAGGGAGCAGAACAGGACCAGGACCAGUGGAUGAUCUGAACCUCAUGUAUUUUGUCUCAGAACAGCAGAUGGACACACAGUCGUGUCUUUAGUCUGUUACACUCUCACCAGUCAAGGACAUGACAUACAGGACACACACACACACACACACACACAAAGUUCUGUCUUCUGCUGCCUUUCUUGUAACAGUAAAACAAAGUGCUUUAGGUGUGUGUGUGUGUGUGUUGUUCCAGCUCAGUGUUUGAGUGUGAUGUCUGUAGUGUUUACAUUUAUAUAGAGUUUGUAAA
Molecule: messenger RNA, 707 nt
Organism: Clarias gariepinus (North African catfish)
Lineage: Eukaryota; Metazoa; Chordata; Actinopteri; Siluriformes; Clariidae
Gene: anapc15
Product: anaphase promoting complex subunit 15
Exons: 5
Coding region: 94-459 (121 amino acids)
Biological process (GO): regulation of mitotic cell cycle spindle assembly checkpoint
Cellular component (GO): anaphase-promoting complex
Source: RefSeq, a predicted model, not a curated record